AAAGAUACCUUAAAUUUUUUUUCAAAAAAAAUGUAUUUUUAUGAGGAUUUUAGUGUAAAAAGGUUAUUAUUACAUCUCCGUUAGAGUACAUAAAAAAACUCUACGAUGGAGAGCAAUGACGUAUGAUCCGCGAGUGAGUAAGUGAAACCAUACUAUAAGGUUCGCCUGAUUUGAUGUAUGAAGACAUAAAAGAUGAAUUUUACUUCUUAACUAUAAUUGUACAUUUUGUCUUUACUACUCAAAAUGCCAAGUUGCCUGGCAUAUGGAUGUUCGCAAACCACUGGGAGAGUAACUGCUAAAAAAAGUUUUUUCAUGAUCCCAAAGCCAGUGAAUACAACUGAGAAACUUCGCGCAGCACAAUGGUUGCAUAAUAUUGGUACUGGAUUGAAUGUAGAAACAUUUCCAUUUGGGAAAAAUAAAGUUGUAUGUGAAGACCACUUCCAUCCUGACUGCAUAAAAGAUGAUUUAAAAGGACGUCUAACGGGGAUACCAUCGAAACGGAAAGAGCUACUUUGUGGAGCAGUUCCAACUAUUUUUAAACACAAAACUUACGAAUUUAUUAACAUGGAUGGCACUACCGUAUUAAAACGUGAUUCAUCUUUAAAAAGAAAAAUGCAGGAAGAAUGCCUACAUACCGUAAAGAAGUUACUUAGUGAAAACAAAGAAACCACACUUUCACAGACAUUACCGACAUCAUCAUGCGUCACGGAAAAUUCAAGUACAAACCAACUUGGGCUAACAAUUGAUCUUUGUUCUAAUGAAAAUGAGUCUAUUGAACAGCGUUUCAAAGACAUUGGAAUUCAGUGUUGUAUUAGAAACGCCGUUUCAAAUGUUGCAGCUCAAACAGGAUGUGAAGAAAGAAAUGAUUUUAGCGCCCAAUUCCCAGAGAUAUAUUCACCAGAUACCUGUCAACUGGACCCCACUUACAAAUUAAAGGUUAAAGCUACGUCAACUCCCAAAAAGAACAUUUUUGAAGUAAAUAAUGUAAACAUUUUGGAAACUACCACAGAUAUAUCUAUCACUUCUCUAUCGCUUACAGCAGACAGUAGUCAGUUAGAAGACGCCAUUGAGGAGGAUAAAGAAUAUGUGCCUGGUAAUUGCUCAAAUGAAGACGACAUGGAGGAGGAUGAAAUAGAUCUUAUAAAAGCAAAAAAGUUUGUAGUUUACGAAAGCAUGUUGGAACAACUAUUUAGUUUUGUUCGAUGUCCUGAAUGCAACUCCUCAGUCACCGUUGAAAAAAGCCAUGUCGGCACAAGUAUGCAUUGUAAAUUCACAUGUUUGCUGCACACUCAUGUCUUCAAAUGGAAUACCCAGCCUCUACUCGGGAAACUACCAGCAUUUAAUUUGCUAUUGUCUGCGACAAUUUUCUUUUCUGGUGAAACAUAUGAUAGGAUACGAAAGCCAUUAGAAUUUGCUGGAAUGAAUUUCAUCAAUCACACAACAUUUUAUUCUAUACAGAGAACACUUGUUAUUCCCACUGUCAACAAACAAUUCCAAGAAUGCAUCAAAGAAGCGCGUCUUGAAUCAAAUGGUACGGACAACGCCAUUCUUGGUGAUGGAAGAUUUGAUUCACCUGGUAAAUCAGCAAAAUAUUGUACUUAUUCGUGCCAGUCUCCUACAACAAAAAAAAUCAUUGCCACCUCAACUAUACAAGUUUCUAAAGGAAAAGGUUCGGCACCACUCGAAUUACAGGGCUUCAAGAACUGUCUUGCUGAAUUAGAGGAAGAUGGAUACAAAGUUAAUACUGUAGCUACCGACCGCAAUAGGCAACUUGCAAAAUGGCUGCGUGUAGAAAGGAACGAUAUCAGCCAUAAAUUUGAUCCAUGGCAUUUUGCGAAAAACAUUAAAUCAAAACUGAGACCACUUGGCCUAAGAAAGGGAUGUAAAAUUCUGCAGGAAUGGAUCAAACCCGUCGGUAAUCACCUAUUUUGGUGUGCUGAAAAUUGUGAUGGAGAUGCAGAAAAGUUAGUGGACAUGUGGAAAUCAUUGUUACACCACGUGACAAACCGUCACAAAUUCAAAUGCUACAAAAAAUAUAAGCGUUGUGCUCAUAAAAGUUACACUAAAGAACAAGUAAGACGAAAAAAGUGGAUCGAAAAGGAUAGUCCUGCUUAUAAUAACCUGGAGAAGGUGAUAAUGGAUGCGAAAAACCUAAAUGACAUGGUACAUUUGACGAAACCUUAUCACACUGGAAGUUUGGAAGUAUUCCAUUCCCUGAUAAAUUGUUAUGCACCCAAACGCCAAGAAUUUGAAUUGAACGUGAUGGCCUCGCGGGUAAAUUUAGCUAUUCUCGAUCACAACUGUAACGUAGACAGAAAGCAGGCUGUUAUCACUAAGGAGAGAAGUGGUUGCGGCGCUUUGGGCGAGAAGAGAUGGCGAUAUUUAUCAAGUAAACUUUCAAAGGAGUGGAUUGCGAAGCCAGUCAUGGAAGCAAAAUCUCAUGAUUUUAUUGAAAAGUUGCUUAUGGAGGUAGUGCAACGAAAACUAGAUGGCCAAAACAUCUACAAGAAAGUAGAAAAUAUAGAAGGCAGAUUUGACACUCCAAGGAAUAUUGCGUAUACAGAUCGUCCAGAAAAAUUGAGUAUACUUGAAAAAAAUAAAAAAGUAAAACGAUUUUCUAAGUAGAUUUGAUUUGUUUGUUAUACACUUUUUUUUAUAAGAACAAGGAAAUUUGGCUUGUAUAUUUUCUGUAUAUUUUCCAUCUUUUUCUGGGAAACUUUCACGAAUUUUUUUCACAACGCAUGCCGGUAUAACAACUCUACAUCCUUUUCCCAGUGUUUCAUAGUAAUGCACCCAAGCCGUAUAUUGUCUGUAUGCUGAAAAGCGUAGUUGUCUAAAAAGAAUAUAAUAUGUUUUGUUGUUGUGGAACCUAGGCGUUACAAAAUGUUGUAUAUAUAUUUUUAAAUAUUCUUUGACUCACAUUCAGUAAACGAACUUUUAUGUAGAUAAAGAACGCAUUUUUUUUUCGCAUAUGAAGUAAUAUUUUAUAUUUGUUUUGAAAGGUAGAAUAAUAAGCUUACUUGUUUUGAAAA
Molecule: messenger RNA, 3032 nt
Organism: Hydractinia symbiolongicarpus
Lineage: Eukaryota; Metazoa; Cnidaria; Hydrozoa; Anthoathecata; Hydractiniidae
Exons: 3
Coding region: 244-2625 (793 amino acids)
Source: RefSeq, a predicted model, not a curated record